GACAUCUGAAUUCCCAACGCAAGCGAGCGCAGCAAACUUGCCGCAGGCACAUUUAUCCAAUAGAGGAAACACACCUCUGUCCAAUGCAGUGGACCAAAGCUUCUCAAACGUUGUUAGUCUGUUGCCUUCACAACCUUAUACUUCAGUUUCUGCCAUGCCGGCACGCAUCCAAAGUAACAUCCCGUCUCUACCUCAGUUGGCGGUCUCGGUAAAUCCGCUAACUCAGCAUGCUGCGCCUGUGAAUAACCUGUUGAACAGAACUCCGGUACAUCAGCAUACCCAGCAAUAUGCUAUGGUUUCUGAUCCCGCUGCAGUGACCAUCCAUCAGCAGCCAGCUGCAAAUAAACCAGCCCAUGAAUUUCAGAACACCACAAAUCCUGCUCCAGCACAUUCCUUGACGCCUGAUCCAAAUGCAUCUUAUACGACACUCCCCUGGCAAUCUAGUGCUGCUAAUGUUGCCAGCACUGGACGAAGCACAACACCUGAUCCAAAUGCAUCUUAUACGACACUCCCCUGGCAGUCUAGUGCUGCUAAUGUUGCCAGCACUGGACGAAGCACAACACCUGAUCCAUGGGCUGCACGUACAACUAAUUCAUUUAAUGACGCAUCAGCGGCCUAUCUUAACCAGAGUGCAUACAACAACCAAAGCAUGCAGACUACAUACGAUGCUUAUGGUGCUACGCCAGUUCCAUCCCAGGGACUGGCUAGAAAUGGUUACGCUCAAACGUCGGAGUAUCAGGUGUCGGGUCGUAUAGCUCACCAGCGGCAUUCGCAAUCCCCUGAGCCUGGCGCUGCUAGAGUGUAUGGUGGCACACAAGGGUACAUUCCAGAGCCCUCGAAACUGGGGAAUUAUGGGCAACAAAACUAUAAUUCCGUGGCAUCAAGGGACUGGAGUUCUGGGCAACAGAGCUACACUCCUGCUGAACCAUCAAGGCAACAGAGCUACACUCCCGUGGAGCCUUCAAGGCAACAGAGCUACACCCCAGCAGAGCAGCCUUCAAGGCAGUGGAGUUCCGGACAACAGAGCUAUGCCCCAGCUGAACCAUCAAGGCAACAAAGCUACACUACUGCAGAGAGUUCAAGGCAGUGGAGCUCCGCGCAGCAGAGCUACACUACUCCAGAGACUUCAAGACAGUGGAGCUCCGCGCAGCAGAGCUACACUCCAGCUGAACCUUCAAGGCAGCAGAGCUACACUACAGCUGAACCUUCGAGGCAGUGGACCUCAGGGCAACAGGGCUACACUCCACCUGACCCUUCAAGGCAGUGGAGCUCCGGGCAGCAAAGUUUCACGCCCGUCGAUCCUAAGCGGACAUGGAGCACGGCUAACCAGGGCCAAAACCCUGACACAUCAAGGCAAUGGACCACCGGGAAGCAAGAUCGUUACAAUCCGAGCGACGGUCAAAAUGCCUAUGAUCAGCGCCGGAGAAGACGAUGGGAGUGAGCUGUACAUACAUUAGCUAAUUCUUUGUGAGCUCUCUGAUUGUGAUGUUUGAUUCGUUAAUCCUGGUCUCUCUGAUUGAUGCAGAGGCCAUCUAGAAAAAUAUACAUCAUGUAAUGUAAACAUGUAGUAGCAGCAGGUGGCGAUGGGAGGUAACUAGAAAGAAAGAAGGAAACAGGAAACUAUAGUACUUAGAUGAUGAUAGGUCUGCAUCGAUGAUAAGCCAACUUUUCUUUU
This is a messenger RNA of Lolium rigidum, 1675 nucleotides long. RefSeq names its product DNA-directed RNA polymerase II subunit RPB1-like. The record is from RefSeq and is a predicted model, not a curated record. Bases 155 to 1441 code for a protein of 428 amino acids. The transcript is spliced from 2 exons. NCBI's taxonomy places the organism in Eukaryota, Viridiplantae, Streptophyta, Magnoliopsida, Poales, Poaceae.